Hibiscus syriacus is the source of this 1626-nucleotide messenger RNA. Its product is annotated as berberine bridge enzyme-like 8. The record is from RefSeq and is a predicted model, not a curated record. The transcript has a single exon. Gene Ontology annotation, molecular function: oxidoreductase activity; FAD binding. The coding region runs from base 27 to 1625 and encodes 532 amino acids. Lineage: Eukaryota; Viridiplantae; Streptophyta; Magnoliopsida; Malvales; Malvaceae.
AGAAAUAAAAAAAAUAAGCUGAAGAUAUGAAGUCCUGUUUGUGUUCAAUGUUAACCCCUCUUGUUUUGGCUGCUCUCUUCUCGUUUUCAUUCGCAGCUUUGCCUCAUCAGGAUUUUCUCCGCUGCCUUUCUCUUCGUUCUGAUGAUUAUUCUUCCAUUUCCAAAGUUGUUUUCACCCCCACGAAUCCUUCCUAUGAAUCUGUUUUGGACGCUUCGAUAUGGAAUCUCAGGUUCAACUCAACGGAUACACCGAAGCCUUUGGUUAUUGUAACACCAACGAAGAUAUCCCAUGUUCAGGCGACGAUUUAUUGCUCCAGAAAACAUGGGCUGCAGACAAGAACCAGAAGCGGCGGCCAUGAUUACGAAGGUCUUUCUUUCGUUGCCAAAGUCCCCUUCGUCAUCGUCGACUUGGUUAAUUUCCGAGCAGUGGAGGUUGAUGUUGAAAACAGAGUUGCAUGGGUUCAAUCCGGUGCAAUUCUUGGCGAACUUUACUACAGAAUCGCUGAAAAAAGUAGAGCUCUCGCCUUCCCAGGUGGCAUUUUCCAUACCAUCGGUGUUGGCGGCCAUAUCAGCGGUGGGGGUUUUGGGUUAUUAUUCAGAAAAUACGGUACUGCCGCUGAUAAUGUGAUAGACGCUCAAUUCAUUGAUGUAGAAGGAAGGAUUCUUGACAGAAAAUCUAUGGGGGAAGAUUUGUUCUGGGCGAUUCGAGGCGGUGGCGGUGGCAGCUUCGGGAUUGUCCUUGCAUGGAAAUUAUGUCUCGUUCCCGUUCCGGCUACCUUGACGGAGUUUACCGUCAGCCGGACCCUUGAACAAAACGCGACCGAACUUGUCCAUCGUUGGCAAUCCAUCGCUCAUGAUCUUCCCGAUGGAAUGUACCCCAAUGUUGCAUUAAGAAGCAUCAAGUCAACUCAAGACGGGACCAAAACAGUUGUAGCUAUAUUUAGUUCGUUGUUUCUGGGCACCAUUGACGAGCUUCUUCCGAUAAUGCACAAUCAAUUUCCGGAGUUAGAAUUAUCGAGACAAAAUUGCAGAGAAAUGAGUUGGAUUGAGUCGAUUCUUUACGAAACUGGAAUCCAAAACCAGCCCUUGGAAAUUCUGCUUAACAGGACUUUCAGGACCCCCCUUGAUAACCCUUUUUACAAAAUCAAAUCCGAUUAUGUAAAGGAACCCAUCUCUGAAGCAGGAUUGAAAGGGUUGUUUUCUCGUCUCACCGAAGAAGCCGCAGCUUCGACCUCCAUCGUCUUCUUCGCCUAUGGUGGGAUCAUGGAUCGAAUACCGGAGGACGCAACCCCUUUUCCUCAUCGAACCGGAAAUUUGUACAAAAUCUUUUACAACGUCGGCUGGCAAGAAGAAAACAAGGUGAAUUCACAAAUAUACCUCGAUUGGGCUCGAAGGACUUACGAUUAUAUGACUCCUUUUGUUUCGAAAUCACCAAGAGAAGCUUAUAUUAACUAUAGGGAUCUGGACAUUGGUUCCAACAACAUAGGUUAUACAAGCUAUGCACAGGCCAGUAUUUGGGGUCAUAAAUAUUUCAAGGAUAAUUUCGACAGAUUAGUGCAUGUGAAGACGACGAUUGAUCCAGACAAUUUCUUCAAACAUGAACAGAGCAUCCCUACUUUGUACUAAA